Mycetomoellerius zeteki is the source of this 1982-nucleotide messenger RNA. RefSeq lists its product as uncharacterized. Gene Ontology annotation, biological process: septate junction assembly. The record is from RefSeq and is a predicted model, not a curated record. Bases 452 to 952 code for a protein of 166 amino acids. Gene Ontology annotation, cellular component: plasma membrane. The transcript has 4 exons. Lineage: Eukaryota; Metazoa; Arthropoda; Insecta; Hymenoptera; Formicidae.
ACGCACCGCAACGCACCGCAGCGCACGCGUCGCGACGCGCAACAACGUACGCGCGUUAAACUCGCCUCCGCGGCAAUCGGCCGCGUUUGAGAAGAGUGCGUCUCUGGACUGUUAACUGCGAACUGAGAGUAAAAGAAGAAGAGAAGAGACGAGAACGCAACUCUCUCGCGCAACCAUCCUUGACUUCACUUUACGAACACUUUUCGUUAGAUUCUUCGAGUGCGGACACUCGGAGUCGUCGCGUCGGAGUCGCGGCAGUCUGUUCGAAGUGAAAUCGAGUUUCGCUGGCGAAGCGAUAGGAGUCCACGGUACACGUGGACGGAGCGCGUGUCAGGGUCGCUAAAACCGAGCAAGGGUGACACGCACAGGAAAGAAAGAAUCGAUUGUUAUUAAAUCGAAUUGAAAAUCCUUCAAACUGGGCGACGGAAAAGGAAAACAUCGACGGGUGAGAAUGGCGGACGAAGCCCAGCAAAGCCAACAGCCGACUACUAAAAGGCACAAAGUUCUAAGUCAUCUACCCAUCGUCAUCAAAGUGCUCGAAUUGAUACUGGCCAUUUUUGCAAUCGGUCUGUCAGUGGAUCCGAUGAACUCGUUCCAACGCAUUUUCAACAGAUCGCGAUUCAAGCUGGACGAUGCAGCCACUAUCUACGUCUCGGUCGCCGGAUAUAUUCUCAUCAAUGCACUCUUCAUCAUUAGCCAUAUGCUGGGUGAUCGCGUGCCAAAAAGAACGUUGCUGAUGUUCGCAACCGUAGGCGCGUUUAUGCACGUGGUAGCCGGAAGCUUGAUGGUCCAUAAUUGGCGCCGGAUGAAUGGUCCUUACUAUUAUAUGUACAACAACGAGACUCAUCCUAGCAAGCAGUACAUGGAUAUGCUUAUAUCAGCAGCCGUGUUUACAUUCGUGAACGCAGUGGCAUUUGUCGCGGAAAUUGUCGCCAUUAUAAGAUAUGCGUGAAUAUGUGCGUCUUUGCAAGAAAGUCCAUUGAUUCAAGCGAGUUGAAAGACUCACGAGUAUCACCAAAGCUAUGGAUAGUCUAUUUAAAAAGAAAAAGAAGGAAUAUAUAUGAAAGAUUUUAAUUUUUUAACAUUUAUUACACAUAAGCAAUUUCAUAAAACUUUCUGAAAUUUAUAUGACUAUUAACUUGAUAUUUCAAUGGCAGCAUUCAGCAAAGAAAGCAGCUUUGAUUGGUGAUGAUAAUAAUAUGUGAGGAACUUAUAUAUAGGGCAAAACCAAUCGAGAGGGAUUCGAUAGCGCACAUCGCUAAUUGGUCAAUUUAAAAUAAAAUAUUCUCAUUGGUAAAGCAGUAAAAAUCGGAACUCACCCGACCAAUCAUAUUAAAGAAUAUUACAACAGUUGCAAAGCUACUACCUCUACUCUAAAGCAGCUUUUAUGAAACAUUAUUUUAUAAAACGAAAAAGAUUUAAGAAAUUAAAAAUUAAAAAAUUGUGUAUUUAUCGAAUCGUCACAGUUUUAAUAUUAUCUGUUGAGGAAAGAUAUGAGGUGCUAUCUAAACUUUGAAAUAGUACCCUUGGACAUGAAUAUAGAUUUCAACGUGGUUUUUUCCAUUAUUUCAUAAAAUUCAAGUGGGAAUGUUUUAAGCUCCUGUAAAUUUGCCAGGAUCCCGUCAAUCAAGUGUCAAAACGACGGCCUUUCAAUCGAAAGUUCAUCUUGGAGAACAGAAAAAAAUCACAGGGAGCACGGUCUGGAGGCGAAUAGAAUAGAUAGAUGGGCAAUCACUAUCAUGUUUCUGAAAGUCAAAAAUUAUCGAACAACGAACGAUGUUUGAAGGGGCGUGUUGUCAUGACGGAGAACUCAGUUGUUGUUCUCUUAUUUGUUUAGGCGUGACCUGAUGCUUCUCUGUAACCACUUUAAAACUUCACAAUAAAACUUCCUAUAUUGUGGGUUUGACUAAGAAAGACAAAUAUCUUAUGGAUAAGGAGAGUCUCAAGCAAAAUUGUCGGUGUUUAAAACACUUACACUUGAA